Scophthalmus maximus (turbot) is the source of this 4861-nucleotide messenger RNA. It is a transcript of the gene psip1b, whose product is annotated as PC4 and SFRS1 interacting protein 1b. Gene Ontology annotation, biological process: regulation of transcription by RNA polymerase II. Gene Ontology annotation, cellular component: nucleus. The record is from RefSeq and is a predicted model, not a curated record. Gene Ontology annotation, molecular function: transcription coregulator activity; double-stranded DNA binding. Bases 966 to 4175 code for a protein of 1069 amino acids. The transcript has 15 exons. Lineage: Eukaryota; Metazoa; Chordata; Actinopteri; Pleuronectiformes; Scophthalmidae.
AACUUUUCUUUCGUUUUUAGGAUGAAAGAAACAUCUAAACUUUGACAACAUUGAAAUAUCAAUCGACCAGGAUAAAAGGAAAAUAUUGAUUAUCGUAGUUUUAUUAAAGUGUUUCAUUAUGCCUCGAAUAUACUUAUACUUGGAUGAUUAAUCAAUUUGGUUUGACAGGCAAUUAAUUGGCUGAAUUUUAACAAAAUUUGAUCAAGAUUGUGAUUUUGAGGCAAAAAAUAAUAUAAAAAGUGGUACCAGCAUCUCGAGUUUGAACAUUUAGCUUUAAAGAUUUCUAUGACCAAAAAAAUUUAAUAUUGUUGGGUUGCUUCCGACCAGAGUCGUUGAGAAAGAGAGUCGCGACAACUCCAUUCUCUCAAAUGGACCUUUUUAUUUUUCCUGCAAUGGCGGAUCAUGGAGACUCACAAUAGUUCCCGGAAGUGAGAAGCUGCGCAUCACAUCUGAAUCAAAUCAACGUGAACAUUAAAGCCUUCAAUAGUUAAUAAAAUGUUACUUUAAAAAACGUAUUGACUAACUACAUAGAGUAACUACAUGGUCAUGUCGGUCUGCUAUAUUGUCAAUCCAUACAUUUAUUGGCGACUGAUUAACAAAAAUCGCAGUUCCGUCGCUCAGAAUAAUGGAUUCAAAGGGAACUUCCGGGAACUAUGUAUGGGGGCUACGUGAGUCACGUGACGAGCAAAGCCUUUAGGACUUCCGUUGUCGCGACUCUCUCUCUCCACGGCUCUGGUCCGGUCCAACCGCAGGCGCGAAAUGAAUGUCGGGAGAUCACGUGACAGGAGGAAGAUCCACCAACAUGGCGACCGGCUGCAGAGCGGAGUGAAGCGCAGUGUUGUACCGAGAGGAGAGAAGCACCGGGGCGAGUCGUCACGGGACCGUCACUCGGUGUCGCCGAGUGUCAAGUCCGGCAGGGCCGACACGUGCAAAGGUCGCUGGUCGAUUCCCUCCGAAGCGGCGAGAUGCCGGGGAAACCCGGCGACGGCUUCAAACCGGGAGACCUGGUGUUUGCCAAGAUGAAGGGCUUCCCCCACUGGCCUGCCAGGGUCUGUAAGUCUGACAGCGGCUACAAGAAGCGAGUCCCGGUCUUCUUUUUCGGGACCCACCAGAUAGGUAGCAUCCCCCCGGAGAACGUCGUCCCGUACUUUGGCAACAAGAUGAAGUAUGGCAGCGGCGUUCGCAUCAAAGGCUUCAGCGAGGGCAUGUGGGAGAUCCAGAACACACCGGGAGUCGGGAGUAAAGGCAAAAUACAAGCAAAGACCAGCACAGAGACAACACCUGCUAAACCAACUACUUCCCAGAAAACUACACCCGCCAAGUCGACAUCUGUCCAGAAAACCACACCCGCUAAACCGACUUCUACACCGAAAAAUACUUUACUGUCGGCCCCUGUGAAGGCCAACAGUAAAGCGACAGAAACUGCUGCUAUUCAAACUCCCACUCGAGCCUCGUUGAGAUCCACUCCGGUGAAAACAGCCGAGUCCCGACCGAUUCCGACGGCACCGGAUUCCUCGGAGACGACAGUGACGACAAGAAGCAGAAGAUCCGAGUCGAAUGCGCCAACGAGUGGCGACGGACCCGCGGGAGGGAGCAUGAGUAAAAACGCUGCUCCAGGCGACAAGGCGGAGACGACAGCAAACGUGGUGAAAACAAAAACUCUCUCCAAAGCCGGCGCGACCGAAUCGGCUCCGGCCGCCGAUGCUCCAGGAAGUGAAUCCUUCGCCGAGACAACCGCAGGCAAAGUUCUGGAAGAGCAGGAAACGCAGAACGCCGCCCAAGAGCCGACGACGGCGAUGGUGGAAAAAGCCGAGCCAGACGCUUCAGAGGCGACGAGAACCACCAGGAGCAGAGCGGCCGAGUCCAAGGUCGUUGCCGAGCAACACAAUCAGACUGCCAGUCCGUCAGUGACGCCUGCAGCAGCUGCUAAGAGUCUGAAAAACAUAGAACCAAAGUCUGCUCCAACACAAACGUCCAGGAGCAGCAGAGGACGGAGAGAACAGGACGACGAAGAGGAGGAGGACGAGACGUCAGCAAAGAGUCGAAGAGUCAAGAGAAAGAGAGAAGAGGAGGAUGAAGAGGAAGUGCAAGAGAAAACGACAACGAAGACAGAGGAGAAAACGGAAGAGGUGAAGUUUUCCGAGAGCCAAGGAGCGGAAAGAAAGGAAGAAGAGAAGGAGGAUAAAACAAAACAGGAUGAAGUUGUCGAAGGCAAGAAAGACACGAUGACCGCAACGACAGAAACUCCGAUGAUGAAGACGAGGAGAGGCGAGAAAGGAGAGCAGAAUGAGAAGACGUGGGAAGGAAAGGACGAGGAGAGGACGAGGAGAGAAACGAGAGCAGGGAGCGGAAAGAGAACGAGAGAAGAGGAGACGACGAGAAGGGAGGAGGGCCAAGGGAGGAAGAGGGAGGAGGAGGAGAAGGGGGGGCAGAAGAAAGUAAGGGUGUGGGUAAAGGUUGAAAAGAUGGAUGGAAAGAAAGAGAAGAUGAAGACGAUGGAGGAGGAGAAACCUGGAGAAAAGUCAGACAGAGGAGGGAGGACGACGAGGAGGUCGGAGAAGGAGAAAACAAAGGACGCAGGAGAGGAGGUGACAGGAGAGGAAGAGGAGCAGAAGGCAGAGGAUGAAGAGAAACCUGGAGAUAAGUCGGAGAAGGAGGGAGGAGGCUCCGUGGACGAGGAGCGUGAGCGGCGCCUGGUAGCCAAGAGGGAGAGUCUGUUGAAGUCUCUGCGAGGUCUGCUGAAGGCGGGAAGAGGAGCGAGGAGGAGGGAGGGGACCAAGAGCGCGCUGAAAGUCGGGGACGGAGCAAAGAAGAAGAAGAAGAGUCAGCAGGGUGCGAAGGAAACGACCAAGAUCCGGAAAUCAGGCGGUGGCGUCAAGAACGAGCUCGGAGAGACGAAGACGAAGAAGACGACAGAGGUCACACCGAAAGAAGAGAAAGACGAGGUGAAGACGUCUGACAGAAAGACGACAACGGACACGAUACAGGAGGUGAAGGCAAAGAGUAAAACGACAGACGAGGAGAAGACCAAGGAAAAGAAGGAAGACGGGAUGAAAGCGGAGGAGAAGCAGCAGCAAAAGGACGAAGAAAAGAAAGACGAGCGAAGGAUUAUUGGAAAGAUCGUCAAGGCGACGGCGGGAAGGGGAACGAAGGUUCAGGUGAAGACUAUGAUGGGAGGAACAGUGGCAACUGCGACAGCGGCUGCCGCGAAGGAGGAGAAGAUGGAAAGCAGAAAGGUGGAGGAGAAGAAAAAGGUGAAGGAGGCGGAGAAAGAGAAGAAAUCCGAACCGGAGAGAACGAGAGCGGCGACAGAGGACAAAAAAGACAAGAGCACGACGACAGCGGAAGAGAAGAAGAAGAGGAAGAGGGGCAAGGACGAAGAGGAGAAACGAAGGAAGAGCGGCGAAGAGGAGAUGCCGAGAAAGCAGAGCAAAGAAGAGCAAAGAAGAGCGCCCAAAGAGAAAGAGAAGAAGAAGAAGAGGAAAGAAACGGAGGAGGAAAGAACGAUGCGAGAACCGAAGAAGAACGGGGACAAGAGUGAAAACGUAGCAGUGGAAUCUCAGGAGGAAGACGAGAAAAGUCCGAAGGAGGAAGACGACAAAGCCACAGCAGAAGAAGAAGAGAGGUCGUCGGAGACGAGCGCGGAGGAAAAGAACGACGCCAAGACGUCGUCGGGCGGAGGGAGGGUGACGGAGGGGACGCAGAAGAAGAGUUUGACGAUGACGCUGACGGACUCCACUCUGCACCGGAUCCACGGAGACAUCAGGAUCUCUCUCAAGUCCGACAACCCGGACAUCAGGAAGUGUCUGGCGGCGUUGGAGCAGCUGAGCAUGGUUUACGUGACGUCUCAACACGUCAAGAGACACAGUGAGCUCGUGGCCACGCUGAGGAAGAUGCGUUACUACAGGGCGAACCAGGCCGUCAUGGACAAGGCCUCCAUGCUGUACAACCGCUUCAAGAACGCCUACCUGCUGGGGGAGGGCGAGGAGGUGGUGAGCACCGCCUUCCUGCGCUCGCUGCUGCAGGAGAAGGAGCGGGAGGAGGCGGAGCGCUGCAGGGAGCGGCGGAGCGGGCAGGGGGCGCCGCAGGCGGAGGUGGCGAGGGCGGCUGAUGGAGACGGGGAGGAGGUGAAGAUGGAGGAGGAGGAGGUGCUGAAAGACGAUGAUGAAAAAUAAGCUCCAGUGGACUGGUCCUGAAGUUCCCUGAAGCAGCCUGGACUGAGCCAUCUCCCUGUAGAGGGGUGUUGUGAUCUGACACAGCCCACGACCAUGUACACAUGUACACACACACUCACACACACACACAUGCACUUUUUUAUAAAUAUUUUUAUUUACAGUUGUCCAGCAUCUAAUCAUUCACACGAGCAUUAAACAAAUUAACAUUAAACUAAAACUAAAGGUGCGAUUUGUGCGGACUGCACCUUUAAGCCUUCGAUAAUCUACCUCUGCUGAAUCUUUCACGAGGAGAAGUUUGUUGAGAAUAUUUUUUAUUAAUAUUUACUCGCGGGGACAUUGGGUCCUACGUUGUUGUUGCUCAGUUUUUCUUUUUUUUUCAUCUGCUCAUAAACAAAAUCUUCCGAAUAAUUUUCGUUCUCAAGCAUUUCAGAGGAUCGGAGGUGAAGGGGACGAUGGGAAAUGUAGGUUUUACUUGGAAUGUGUUCUGGGCCUCAUUGGAGCGAACUUGAUUUUAUAAAACUUUGCACAGUGAGAUAUUUUAUUCUGUUUUGUAUCGUGACCAGUGAGAUGUUUUUUUUUUUUUUCAUGUCUGUUCUUUUCCGAUUGGCUGUCACGACUCUGUUAUGUAUUUAUGUCAUUUUAACUUUCAGACAAAUAAAAAACAAGACCCCUUUUUAAAAAAUAAA